UUCCGAAACUAUUAACGAAAAAGUUUUACAGUCAGAAAAACAUUCUGAGCUCGUGACUAAAUAUCAAACUUCCAUCCAAAAUUAUUUAAUAACUUGCAAUUAUCAAGAAAUCUUUAGAAUAUAUCAAGAUUUGAUAGGCCAAGGAAUAAAUAUUCAUCCAAUAAUAGUGAUAUAUGUAUUUACUGCAUAUAUUAAAGUUAAUGAUUUAGAAGGUGCAAAAACAUUGUUAAAUAAAUCACGCUUAGGUAAUUUUCAAAUUAGCGAAUUCAUGAAAAUUUCAUUUCGCUAUCUUAAAAAGCCGGAAGAAAUGGAAUCUGCACGUACAAUAUUACAAAAAUAUUUCGUAGAACGCGUUAAUCCAAAUUCUCCACAAUUCAGUGUUCACGUGGCCAGAUUAUUUGACGCUGGAAAAAUUCAACAAGCUCACCUACUUUAUAAUAACAUCAUCUGCGGAGGAAUAGAUCCAAAUGAGCACACAUAUAAUGCAUUCCUGUCUGGUUUCUUAGCGCAUGAUAAAUAUGCUUAUUCUGUUCAAGUAUGGGAUGAUAUGAAGAAAAAAGGUCAUAAACCAACUUCGAUAAUCUAUAGCACCAUGAUUAACGGCUUCGCACGAAAAAAAAAGUACCAUGAUGCUGAAGUUAUAUGGGAACAAAUGAAACGUGAAAAUAUAAAACCUGAUUCUAUCGCUUAUUGUGCAAUGAUAGAUGCGUAUUUUCGAGCAAAAGAUUAUCAAAAAGCUCUAAGAAUAUUUGAACAAAUGCAGCAAGACAACAUUCCAAUGACUGAAAUAGUAUUCAAUAGAAUAAUUAAUGGUUUAUUAUGGAACAAUAGAGUUGAUGAAGCAGUAUCUAUAUAUCGGCAAAUGCAUGCAAUGAACGUACAACCAUGUAUAUCGACAUUUAAUAUUCUUAUUAGAGGUUUAUUAUAUUACAAAAAAUACGAAGCGUUAAUUACAGAUAUUUUAGAUGACAUGAGAGUACAAAAGAUUGCACCUGACGUCGUAACAUUGACAACCCUCAUUGAACGUUAUUUUGCAAAGGGAGACAUAAAAAGCGUUGGUAAAGUCAUUAGUAGUUUUGCUACUUACGGAAUUAAACCUAAUGUAGCCACUUAUGGAGCUUUGAUUAGUGGUCUAAUGCUCACAGGUGACUAUGCGGCUGCAAAAUUAGCAUACGAAGAAAUGCUAUCAGCGAACAUUCAACCAAAUAUACAGGUUUAUGGUUGUAUGCUAAAUGUAUUUUUUAAGCUGAAUAAUUUACAAAAUGUUAAUCAAAUACACCAAAAUGUUAAAAGAGAUGAAAUCAGACCAACAAUUGCAUUUUAUAAUAUUUUAAUUGGAGGUUAUAUAAGAGCCGGUAAUUUUUUACAAGCAAAAAAUUGCUAUCAUGAAAUGAAACAUUUAAAGGUUUAUCCAAAUCAAAGUACUUAUAAAACCUUAUUAAAUGGAUAUAUUAAUAAUAAUGACUUAGAGAGUGCUACUAAUAUAUUACAAGAUAUGUGGGAUGUAAAUUUUGAACCUACUGAUCUGGAUUUCAAACAAAAUUGUGAAUCGCAAGAAAUUGCAACUACUUCGGCUCCAAGAUCUUUGAAUUCUUGA
Racocetra fulgida is the source of this 1597-nucleotide messenger RNA. NCBI's taxonomy places the organism in Eukaryota, Fungi, Glomeromycota, Glomeromycetes, Diversisporales, Gigasporaceae. The record is from the annotation of a GenBank genome assembly.